Molecule: messenger RNA, 1483 nt
Organism: Vicia villosa (hairy vetch)
Lineage: Eukaryota; Viridiplantae; Streptophyta; Magnoliopsida; Fabales; Fabaceae
Exons: 6
Coding region: 27-1169 (380 amino acids)
Biological process (GO): recombinational repair
Source: RefSeq, a predicted model, not a curated record
UUGAUUUAGAGCCAACACAAUCAAAAAUGGAAUUGGAGCCAUGGGAAGCUCUUGACAUCGACGACUCCGAUCUCUCCAACUUCCUCCGCCCUUGCAACAACCGCCCUUCCCAAACCCUAACCACCGAUCCCCCUCUCAUUCCCGGUCCCGCCGGUGCAGUUCAAGCCGCCAUGAUUCAACGCAGAACCCUAGGAGCAUCCAACCCCCUUCCCACUCAAGAAUUCGUAAGGCGCGUCGUUCAAAACGGCCACGACACUGAUCGCGAUUUCACCUCCAAUCCAUGGCUUUCUGCAUUUCAAUUUCUUCAAUCUUCCCAAGUGGAUGUGGCAUCUUUUACGAAAUUGAGCUCGAUCAAGAAGCAGCAUCGUAACGGUGAAGGAAGAGUUUCUCGAGUAGUUGCUGUUGUCAAAUCAUGUAAUCCAAACGGUUUUGGAGACAUGACGGUUACUCUAAAGGAUCCUACUGGCACUAUUGGUGCUAGUAUCCAUCGCAAAGUCUUCACUGAAGGAGAAUUUAGAAAGGAUAUAACUGUUGGUUCUGUUAUUCUUCUCCAAAAGGUAGCUGUGUUUUGUCCUAAUGGUUUUAAUUUUUAUCUGAAUAUUACACUGGGCAAUAUUGUCAAGGUAUUUUCCAAGGACAGUGGAUCUCCAUCAGAGGACAUAUCCAUGAAACAAACUGCUCCCACUAGCACUGCAGAAACACGUGAAAAAUCGUGGAUGCCGUUGAGCAGUGCGUCCUCUCUGUCACAAGUAAGAACUGAUGGAAUCCUGAAUAAUAUCAGACUAGACUCAAGGUUUAGAGAAGUAGCAGAUAAUGGUAGCCAGAGGGAUGAAAUUUUGCCUUUAAGUAGCUGUCAUUUUGAUAAUGAAGAUGAUAAAAGCCAAAGAACUGUUUUGAUGCAUGAUGGUGCUGGACCUGUUGAAGCAACUUGCGGAUACCAGCUUGAAAGUGAGAUGGAAAAUCAAGAAAACCAUCCUACAUUAGGCAAAGGAGACAAUCUGGUGGGGAUUACUCAAGCCAAUAGUUCUUCAUUGAACCCGACACAUAUAUCUGUUGGUCAAGAAACUGAUGUGGAAAAUCACUUGGAAAGACAGGAGAUCAUGAAUCCAAAAAGCUCAAUUCCACAAUGGACAGAUGAACAACUGGAUGAGCUGUUGGCAUUUGACUGAGAUGAUAAUCUCUAUUUGUCAUAGCAAAGUAUUAAAUGAUGCGGGUAUACUUUACAUAUAUUUUGGUUGUAACUUUUAGCAGUUUAAAAGGUGCACGUGUAUUGUAAAUACUUCCACUCCACAUAAUACUUCUAGGUUUUUUCUUUUUUCUUUCAAGGUUUGUUUGGAGUAUAGAAGCAGAUUUGUAAACUUUUGGUACUGUAAUUAGACAAUUCAAUAUUAUCUUGUUUCAUGUUCUCAAAUAUAAAAAUAAGCUUGAAUCUGGAAUAUCUUAAUUGAACUUUAUAUAAAACAUGCGCUUAAACAGAGUAAUG